Phacochoerus africanus (Common warthog) is the source of this 2307-nucleotide messenger RNA. RefSeq names its product F-box and WD repeat domain containing 4 (gene FBXW4). The transcript has 9 exons. NCBI's taxonomy places the organism in Eukaryota, Metazoa, Chordata, Mammalia, Artiodactyla, Suidae. Gene Ontology annotation, molecular function: protein binding. Gene Ontology annotation, biological process: SCF-dependent proteasomal ubiquitin-dependent protein catabolic process. The coding region runs from base 57 to 1751 and encodes 564 amino acids. Gene Ontology annotation, cellular component: SCF ubiquitin ligase complex. The record is from RefSeq and is a predicted model, not a curated record.
CGGCGCUGGCGGCGGCUCCGGCUUGGCUCCGCAGCGGGCCGGCCCCGCGGCCGCUCAUGGGCAGCCAGGGCGGCUCGGGGCCCCCCGGGAACGGCGGGCCCGGCGAGGGCGAGAGCGGGGAAGCGAGGAAACUACAGGAAGGGAGAGCCGCGAGGGGGAAGCGAAGGAAGGGGAAGAGGAAGGGAAAAGCAGGAGCGGGGCAAGACGGAAGAAGAAGCGGGGCGGAAGGGAACCCGGAGCCACCACGGGCGAAGGCGGCUGCGGGGCUGGGGGCCGAGGCGGGAGCGAGGGCAGGCCUGGGAGAGGCGGGAGAGGGAGGCGGGAGCGUGCAGGAAGGAGCGAGAAGGAUCGUCAGGGGAGAGGAGGGAAGCGCAGGGGCGGGGAAGGAAGCCGAAGGGAGAGAUGAUGGGAAGAAGGAAGAAUGGAGGGUCAGGACUGGGCGGCGGGAGGAAGCCAGGCCGGCGAGAGCACAAGGACGAGGGGGUCAAGCUUGGGGGCACCUCGCGCGGACAGGGGCGGCCAUGGCGGCAGAGGCGGCCGAGGAGGAGGCGGCGGCCCGGGAGCCCACGGGCCGCCCAGCCGCGGGGCCCGCGCUCUUGCGCCUGCCGGAGGAGCUGCUGCUGCUCAUCUGUUCCUACCUGGACAUGCAGGCCCUCGGCCGCCUGGCUCAGGUGUGCCGUUGGCUGCGGCGCUUCACCAGCUGCGACCUGCUCUGGCGCCGGAUAGCCCGGGCCUCGCUCAACUCUGGCUUCACGCGGCUCGGCACCGACCUGAUGGCCAGUGUACCAGUGAAGGAGCGGGUGAAGGUUUCUCAGAACUGGAGGUUGGGGCGCUGCCGAGAGGGGAUUCUGCUAAAGUGGAGAUGCAGUCAGAUGCCCUGGAUGCAGCUAGAGGGUGAUUCUCUGUACAUAUCCCAAGCUAAUUUCAUCCUGGCCUAUCAGUUCCGCCCAGAUGGUGCCAGCUUGAACCGGAGACCCCUGGGAGUCUUUGCCGGGCAUGAUGAGGACGUUUGCCACUUUGUGCUGGCCAAUUCGCAUAUUAUCAGUGCGGGAGGAGAUGGAAAGAUUGGUGUUCAUAAGAUUCAUAGCACCUUCACUGUCAAGUACUCAGCCCAUGAACAGGAGGUAAACUGUGUGGAUUGCAAAGGAGGCAUCAUUGUGAGUGGCUCCAGGGACAGGACGGCCAAGGUAUGGCCUUUGGCCUCAGGCCGGCUGGGGCAGUGCUUACACACCAUCCAGACUGAAGACCGAGUCUGGUCCAUUGCUAUCAGCCCAUUGCUCAGCUCUUUUGUGACAGGGACAGCUUGUUGUGGACACUUCUCACCCCUAAGAAUCUGGGACCUCAACAGUGGGCAGCUGAUGACACACCUGGGCAGUGACUUUCCCCCAGGGGCUGGGGUGCUAGACGUCAUGUAUGAGUCCCCUUCCACACUCCUGUCCUGUGGCUAUGACACCUACGUUCGCUACUGGGACCUCCGCACCAGUGUCCGGAAGUGUGUCAUGGAGUGGGAGGAGCCCCACGACAGCACCCUGUACUGCCUGCAGACCGAUGGCAACCACCUCCUGGCUACCGGCUCCUCCUACUAUGGCGUCGUGCGACUGUGGGACCGGCGCCAAAGGGCCUGCCUACACGCCUUCCCGCUGACCUCGACCCCCCUCAGCAGUCCUGUGUACUGCCUGCGCUUCACCACCAAGCAUCUCUACGCCGCGCUGUCUUACAACCUCCACGUCCUAGACUUUCAAAACCCAUGACAGGGCCAUCCCAGCCUGUGGGCCAGGGAAGCCAGCUACUCAGGGACCUGCCUGGAAGGUACAGUGAUACCUAGAUCUGUGACCCAGGGGCAUAGUUCCCACCACCCCCACCAGGAACCAGUUGGAGAGCAGGGUCCUGCUGCUUCGAGAGAACACAGCUGAACCCAGCCAGGCCUUGCUCCUCUGUUGGCCAGAGCAAGGAUGGGGUCUGGAGAGGCCCACCCCUUCUCAGAGCCAGGCCAGCUCAGCUCAAGAGUGAGGCCAGGUGCUCCAGCCUUCCCAGUGGGUCCCUUCCUGCCUCUUCCCUGAAGGGAGGCGGGAGGCUGCCAGUUCCCUAUGGCCCCAGCCUCCAUCUCAGUCAGACCCCACCCUUGGCCAAGCUCGGGCCGGGGACUCACAUUCCUGGGGCACUGUGGCUUGGUCUUACUUUGACACCAAGAGAGGACAAAGGGAACCCCACAAUUCUGAGUGAGUUCUGAGCCAGCCCAACCUCAGGCUAGCUGUUGAGACAUGCUACAAUGUUCAUUUUUGUAAAAAUAAAGCUUGACUGUUCACA